GCGGCGCGGCGGGCGACAGAGACGGCAGCUUGAUUGGGCGAGAGCCAGAGGAAACAGGGCAGGACAGUGGUGGCGCAUCACCGCGACUGCCUCCCCGCUUGGCUCUUGCAUCUCUCACGUCGACGAUCUCGACCCAAGUCGUUCAAGGAGGGCCAUUGGAGCCUAGGUCCUCCCGUUUCAAUCGCUUCUUCACGGCUUCGCUCCCUUCCCUUCCUUCUAUUUGGUCGUUGAGAAUGGGCUACUCACCUCCUCCUCCUCCUCCUCCUCCUCCUCCUCCCCCCGCCGCUCCUUCACUCUCUCACAACCUCGGUUCCCCCUCCUUUCCCUCUUCCCAAUCCUUGUCACGAUCUCAGAGCCCAGCAAUCACUCGUCCUCCUCCAUCACCGCCUCGACCGCCCACGAUGUCAGGACCUCACCACAACAGCAACACCUACUUCAACCCUUCGAACACGUCUGCUGGUAGCUUCCAACAGAGGCAGCAGCAGCAACAGCAGUCGUACCACCAGCCUCAGCACCACCACCAGCAACAGCAGCAGCAGCACUACGGCGGCGGCGUCUACGAUGCUCAGCAGCAGCACUAUUCGCACCAUCAGGCUCCUCUCGACUAUCAUCAGGGACAAGGUGGUGCAACCUCUUCCUACGGCAUGGGCAUGUACCAGCACAUGGGCGCUCCUCAGACCAGCGGCUCGUCUUCGUUUGGCGGCAUGACGUCCGAGCCUCACAUGCUGCCCCAGCAUCACGGCCACCCUCAUAGUGCUGCCGGAUACCAUCAUGGCGGGGCAAACGAGGACGUGUACGGCAGUCACCCUUCGCACGCCGGCAUGCACCACUCAAUGGACUCGCAUCACCAUCAGCAUCAGCAUCAUCAGUCCAUGGCUGGCUCCUCGUCCAGCGCCGUCCAUCAGCAGCAGGCUCCCAACUCGCCGCAGGACCAGUCCGGCAACAGCAUCCGCCCUAAGCGUCGUCAGGUCAAGAAUGCCUGCAUCAAUUGUCAAAAGGCCUGCAAGAAGUGCGACGAGGGACGACCCUGCACUCGCUGUAUCAAGUACGGCCUGACAGAGACGUGCAUCGACAGCAUGCGAAAGGAGCGAAAGCGAGGCAUCAAGCGUGGACCGUACAAGAGGCGAGCAACCACUGGCUCGAACAAUACCGCCCAGAACGGCUCGACGUCAGUAGGGAAUAACAAGGCGGCUUCGUACGACACUAACGCGGCAGUCAGCUCCCACAGCUACGAUGGCAGCAACGGGCACAGCCAUGGCGGAGCGAGCAACGGCAAUAGCUACGACUCCUCCGCCUACCCGAUGUCGGCUCCUACUUCGUACCGCGCUCUCCCCUCCACGACCGGUGCGCAGAACAACAAUGGCGGAGCAGCGGGAUAUGGAGGCGGCUUCACAUCGUCGCCGUCGCUUUUUCCGCGCGAGCAGCUGAGGAACAACGUCUGGGGCACAGCUAGCUCGCCGAUUGACGCUCAUACGCGUUUGCCCCAGACGGCCUUUUACACUGGCAGCAACAGCCAUGGCGCCCUGCAGCAGCAGCAACAACAGCAGCAGCAGCAGCAGAUGGAGGCCCGAUCGUCUUCGGCACCCCUUGGAGCUCAAGGUAGUCCCGUCAAUGCUACCUUCCCGUUGUCCGCAAGGCCUGCAGGGAUGACGGCAUCCUCCUCCUCCUCCUUCUACACCAACGGUGGCGCUCAGCACCCGCUUCCCUCUCCCUCGGGCGGGAUCGGCAGCAUGCUCGCGUCCGGUGGAGGACGAGGCGGUGUCCUCUUCUCGCCUCCUGCUCUGCCUACGACGGGGAGCUCCAAUUACCUCAGUGCUACCGCAUCUGCUCGUCCAGGUCUUCCCUCGAUGGAUGGCAUGUCCUACGGCUCCUCGUCCAGCGGGUCUACUGCCAAUUUCUCCUCGCCUCGCACUCCGCUGUCUGCGGGAGGCAAUGGCAACGGCAACGGCGGUGUAGACGCGACCAACAUGCCUCACCAGCUGCACGACGUGAGCAACAACAUCUCAGCAGGCCCCUACAUUAAGUCACCCACAGCCUACGUCCACCAUCCGUCUGCGACCACUUCCAUGGCUGGCCUCGGUGGUAACGUCACAGCCCAGCCUGCUCGUCCCUUCCCGCUUCAAAUGCCGCAGUUCCCUCGGGGGCGCGACACCAGUGGCGGGUCGGCUAUCAAUGGCCUUGGCAUGGGCAUGGGCAUGGGCGCCAUGAAGGGACAGGGUCAGCACCAGAACCAUCAUGUCAGGACCACCAGCGCAGGCGUUCCUUCAUCCGCCGUCGAGGCUUAAGCAACGUCGACCUUUGCUCUGCUUCUCCACUGUCACGCAUCCCAAAUCCAAAGCCAGGGCAGUCACCUUCGCGUUACGACGUCGAGCACCAAACGCAACACAACGCAACGUCCUUUCUGUUCCCUCACUUCUCAGCUUGUACUCUUUGCACUCUAGCCCAGCCCGACGCAGUCCAGAGCCUCUCUUGCCCUUUCCUCUUUCUUCGUCCCUCGCUCUCUCUUUUCCUUCACUCUCACCAUCCCCACCUACCCACUUCACGCGUUACCUCUCACCAUCUCUCUCUCUUACCCACUUCACGCGUUACCUGCCUUUGCUCCUCUUUUUUUUGUUCGAUCUCAUGUAACCAUACUCAGCUAGGCUCGAUUGGUCCUCCUUUCUCUUCAUGGCUCAAUUCUAGGAAAAGUCGUAUCCAGCUC
Jaminaea rosea is the source of this 2701-nucleotide messenger RNA. RefSeq lists its product as hypothetical. The transcript has a single exon. Lineage: Eukaryota; Fungi; Basidiomycota; Exobasidiomycetes; Microstromatales. Gene Ontology annotation, biological process: regulation of DNA-templated transcription; cellular response to starvation. Gene Ontology annotation, cellular component: nucleus. Gene Ontology annotation, molecular function: zinc ion binding; RNA polymerase II transcription regulatory region sequence-specific DNA binding; DNA-binding transcription factor activity, RNA polymerase II-specific. The record is from RefSeq and is a predicted model, not a curated record. The coding region runs from base 234 to 2285 and encodes 683 amino acids.